Hydra vulgaris (swiftwater hydra) is the source of this 3096-nucleotide messenger RNA. RefSeq names its product DNA topoisomerase 3-alpha. Gene Ontology annotation, biological process: DNA topological change. The record is from RefSeq and is a predicted model, not a curated record. Gene Ontology annotation, molecular function: zinc ion binding; DNA binding; DNA topoisomerase type I (single strand cut, ATP-independent) activity. Lineage: Eukaryota; Metazoa; Cnidaria; Hydrozoa; Anthoathecata; Hydridae. Gene Ontology annotation, cellular component: nucleus; chromosome.
UUUGUUUUUAAAUGCUUAAGGUAAUAUCUUUUUUAAUGCCACGAUUUGGUGAAGAUGGAAUGCAUGUGUUAAAUGUUGCAGAAAAGAAUGAUGCUGCAAAAUGUUUAUCACAAAUCAUGUCUAAUGGCAGAUCAAACAGAAGAGAAGGUUUUUCAAAAUUCAACAAAAUAUAUGAAUUUGAGUACAAGAUCUUUAACUGUAACUGUAACAUGAUUAUGACUUCAGUUUCUGGACAUCUGAUUGAUUUAGACUUUGGUGGAGGUUAUAACAAAUGGAACCAAUGUGCCCCUGUUGCGCUGUUUGAGGCUCCAAUUUGCAGAUUUGUUCCAGACAAUUUUAAAGAUAUUCAGAAAACAUUAGAGCGUGAAGUGCGCAAAUGUCAAGCACUUAUAAUCUGGACUGAUGGGGAUCGUGAAGGUGAAAAUAUAGGUUUUGAGAUCAUUGAAGUGUGUCAAAAAGCAAAAUCUAAUAUUGAUGUCUACAGAGCAAAAUUUUCAGAAAUAACUUCAAGGGCUGUUCAUCAAGCUUGUAGAAAUCUUGUUGCACCUGACAAAAAUGUUUCUAAUGCGGUAGAAGUAAGAAGAGAGUUAGAUUUAAGAAUAGGAGCAUCUUUCACUAGGUUCCAAACAAUGCGGUUGCAAAAAAGAUUUCCAACUGUUUUGGCAGAUCAACUAAUUAGCUAUGGUUCAUGUCAAUUUCCAACACUUGGCUUUGUUGUAGAAAGAUAUAAACAAGUCCAAGAAUUUCUUUCAGAAGAAUUUUAUAAAAUUAAAGUUACUCAUUUCAAAGAUGAAUGUACAGCUAAUUUUGUAUGGAAAAGGGGUCGUCUUUUUCAUGAACGAGUGUGCUCAAUUUUAUGUAAUAUGUGCCAAGAGAAUCCUCGAGCUACAGUCACAAACAUGAUUUCUAAACCAAAAAGUAAAUGGCGACCAGUUGCUUUAGACACUGUUGAAUUGGAAAAAUUAGCAUCACGAAAGCUAAAAAUCAAUGCGAAAGAAACAAUGAAAAUUGCUGAAAAGUUAUAUACCCAAGGAAUAAUCAGUUACCCCCGUACAGAAACAAACAUCUUUCCAAAAGGUCUAAAUUUAACACCCUUGGUUGAAAAUCAAACUGUUGAUCCUCAGUGGGGAGGUUUUGCUUCUAAUAUUCUUGCUAAUAAUGGACCAAAUCCAAGACAAGGAAAAAAAACAGACAAUGCUCAUCCCCCAAUCCAUCCUAUAAAGUACAUAGACUCAUUGCAAGGCAAUGAGAAACGUAUUUAUGAAUUUAUAGUUCGUCAUUUCCUUGCUUGUGUCUCUAAGGAUGCUGUUGGUCAUGAAACGGUGUUUGAAAUUGAAAUAUCUGGAGAAUAUUUUACUGUUCAUGGUCUUGUGAUUACUGAAAGAAAUUAUUUAGAUGUCUAUCCAUAUGAACAAUGGAACACCAAAAACAUUCCAAUCUAUCAACUAGGAGAAGUUUUUUUUCCAGACAGCAUUGAGUUAGUAUCAGGCGAAACCUGUCCUCCUCCAUUGCUUACUGAAGCAGAUCUGAUUACAUUAAUGGACAAACAUGGAAUUGGUACUGAUGCUACACAUGCUGAACAUAUUGAAACAAUUAAAUCUCGAAACUAUGUUGGUGUCCAACAUGAUGGAACUUUUUUGCCUGGUCAACUUGGAAUGGCUUUAGUAGAAGGUUAUGAUGCCAUGGGAUUUGCAAUGUCUAAACCUCAUUUAAGAGCAAGUCUUGAAGCAGAUUUAGUGCUAAUAUGCCAAGGUUUAAAAAAUGAGAAAGAAGUGCUGACUCAGCAAAUACAAAGUUACAAAAACGUUUUUGAACAGGCUGUUGCUCAAGUGCAAAAACUUGAUGAUUCAUUAUCAAAAUACUUUGGAGAGGCAUCUGAUGUUACUGAUGAUAUAUUUAAUGAAAUGUCUGAUCCUGUUCGCAAAUGUCCUAAAUGUGGAAAUAACAUGACCUUGCGUAAAACUAAAGAAGGAAGCUUUUUUUUGGGUUGCAUGGGUUACCCAAAUUGUCGAAACAGUUUGUUUUUUCCAAAGUUUUUGUUGAACGCUGUGAGAUCUGAUACAACCUGCUUGCAUUGCAAGCCACAUCCUGUUCAUAAAAUUGAGUUUCACUUUAAACGUGGAAGCAUGCCGCCAGGUUUUGGAGAACAUUAUAUUGGUUGUAUUGGUGGAUGCGAUGAAAUGUUAAUUGGUGCUCUUGCAGCCAGAGAUGCUAUCGCACCUGUUAAUAACCCUCCACCUUUAAGAAGAGCUGAUCUUGGCCAUGGCGCAUUUAAUAAUUCAGGUGGAAUCCAGAUGCGUGAUAAUCAAUGUCAAUUUAAUAAUAAUCAACAAAAAACUAACUACAAACAAACUUCCAAUCAGAAUCAACAUGGAACAAAAAAGCAAUCUUUUUCUACAACAAAUAUACAAAAAAACAAUAAAUUUUCAAGUACUACAACAAAGCAUAAACAAAAUAAUCUGGUAAAUAAAAAUCACAAAGGUUUCAAUAACAAUCAAGGAGAUGAUAGUAAUGUGGUUUGCAACUGUAAUCAAUCGGCCAUUAAGCUUGUUGUAAAAAAAGAAGGACCUAAUCAAGGUCGGCAGUUUUUCAAAUGUGGACAAAGUGAUAGGCCAUGUAACUUUUUUUUAUGGUCAGAAGAACAAGGAAAUAAAAGUGGUUUGCAAAAUGUAAACAAACCUAUAUCCAAUACAAACAAUGAUACAAAAUGUGGUUGUGAACUACCUGCUGCACAACGAACUGUUCAAAAAGAUGGUCCAAAUAAAGGACGUCAAUUUUAUUGCUGCCCAAAUUCAAGAGGAGAACAGUGCAGUUUUUUUCAAUGGGUAGAUCAAGCACUUGAGACAAAUGAACCAGAACAAGGUGGCUCCAGUAACAUAAGUAAAAGAAAAGCACCUGGUGGUCUACCUCAAGAACAAACAAAAAAAAGAAAGUGUGGAGUUUGUGCUCGUGAAGGCCAUACAAAAAGAUCGUGUCCAUUUGCCAAAUGAAAUCUGCCAAACUCUAAACUAUAUGUAAAUUUGUAUAUAUUGCCAUAAUAUUUUGAGAAAAUUGUUAAAAAAAAUUUUUUUGUUUUUUUAAAGACUAAUAAAUUAA